CAUUUCAACUUAGUAACUAAGACGCGCCGCCAACUUUAAUAACAACUUGGUGAAAUUUUGCUAAAACUUCGAAAUUGGUGGAAAAAUCGUGGAAAAAGUAGCAAUUUGGCGAAGUAAUGGUGUAAAUAUUUCGUUUAAGCUUUAUAGCACUUUAAUGAAGUAUGAUUUGGUCUGCAGAGUAAAAAAACGACCUUGAAGUAGCUCCACCAAACAUGAGCAAAGCAGAAAUUUACCGAAAUAACUCAGAAUUCACAUUUAAACCAAAAUUGAACAGUCAGAGUUAUAAAAUAAUAGAGAAAAUUGAAUUGGAUUUUAUGGCUCGCCAAAAGCAACAUAUACAAAAACAAAAGAAAAUGAUGGACAAAGAAGAUAACGAUUCUCAAACGGAUACAUCGAAGAGUCCUUCUCCCCCAGCAAUAGAUUGUCACCUCCGAAUCAUCUUCCCGAAAAAUCAUUUUUCUUUCUAUAACUAGACCUUUUGUAAUAAAGGAGAGGAAAUUAUUCAAGGGUUUCCAUAUUUAAACUUUAUUAACUGCAUGGUUUUGUUGUGUCGUAUAUAGCUAAAUUUAUGCAAUAUCAUUGACAAAGUAGAUGUAAAUUUGAAUAACAACUAGUCUGUGAUAAAAGAUUAGGAAAUAGGCAUGACAAUGAUAGAAUUAUUCGUGGAAAUAUGAUUAAUAGAAUGAUAUGAAUUCAAAUUGGCAGUUUAGUAUUGCUUAAUGUUCAUAAAGGUGGUGGUUGCACUCUAAAUAGUUGUUAAAAGCACAUAAUUUUCCAGUAAAUCAUGGAAAAAGCCGAAAUAAUCUACGUCGUAGUCGAACAUUCGUUAAUUGGAUUAGACCAGCAACUUCGCUGUCUAGAAGCAAAACUAUGCCGCUAAGAGCUAGUUUUCCACCAACCAAAAGCAAACCAAUCAAUAGCGAUCGUUUGAAAUUGGCUAAAGAAUUAGUAGAAAAGGCAAUCAGAAACAAAAAAAUUUUUACAAUACAAGGCCCUUACAGACCUAUUAGAGCCGCCCUUCGUCGAAGGGGAUGGGUCGAGAGGUUUUACAAACCAAGCAAACUAAAAUCACCCAGAAAGAAUGAGGAAAGAGACGAAAAGGAAUCGGAUAGCGACGACGACGAUCUUACAGAUGCAGACGACGACGAUGGGCCGAAGCCUUGGGAAGAGGAGGAUGGAAUUUAUGGUAUCAUGUCAAGAAUGGUGCGGAAUAUUCCUCCUACAUUUAUUUGGUGUAUACGUAGUAAAGAAGCAACAGAAGGAGCCAAAUUAAGAUGUCAACAGAUUAUUAAUCAUUAUUCGGGAGCAGGGAGUUUUACUACAAAAUCAGGUUUAUGCUUAUCUUGUCGAGAUGUACCUUGGUUCGAAAAGCAAGAUCCAAAUCAAUUCUUACCAAGAUCAUUCCGUAUAGCAAAUGAAGAAGAUAGAGCAGCCUUUGUAGAGGACUUUCGCCUCACGGCUUGCGAGAGUGUUCUUAAAUGGGUUUUAGAAAGGAACCAAAUGACUGGCGAAUCAACGGAAGAUAAGGACUCCAAACCAAUGUUACCUCUUUCCCUUCUAACUAAUGCAAUAGCAUUUUGUAAAGAUUUUAUACGCUUUAAGGCUCAUGAUGAUUUAGACGAUUCGAGCAGUUGCAUGACAAAAAACAGUGACUCUUUUUGGGAUGAUUUUCUCUCAUCUUAUUACAAACUUGUUCAUGACGGUGGUUGGUUGCCCAAAACCGAUGAAUUUAUAGUAGAAAUUAAAAAGAUUUCUGAUAUAUUUCUUAAGCUAAGACCUCAGCAUAAAAUUGAUGGACUUCGAAACGUUUGGGUCAUAAAGCCCGGAUGCAAAUCAAGAGGUAGAGGCAUCAGAUGCUCUAGUAGAUUAGAAGAUAUCGUCUCUUUAUCGCGUAGUGCUGUUGGUCAACGAGAAUCAAAAUGGGUUGUUCAAAAAUACGUUGAACGUCCAUUACUUAUACAUUCUACUAAAUUCGAUAUAAGACAAUGGUUCUUGGUAACCGAUUGGAAUCCAUUGACAAUAUGGUUUUAUAAAACUUGUUAUAUAAGAUUUUGUUCAAAGGUUUUUACAUUAGAUAACCUAGAAGACGUUGCUGUUCAUUUAUCAAAUCAAUGUGUACAAAAGCAUUGUGUUAUUGAUGCUGAAUCAAAAAUACCUAAAACUAGAAUAUGGAGUCUAGAAGAAUUUAAAAGUUGGUUAAAAGAAUAUAAAACAGAUAAAUGGGAUGAAAAAAUUUAUCCUGGAAUGAAAAAUUCCAUAACGUGUACGCUUCAGGCUUCUCAAGAUAGUAUCGAUUGUCGAAAGAACUCUUUUGAGCUAUUCGGAGCAGAUUUUAUGAUAGCCGACGAUCUUGAACCAUGGCUUAUUGAAAUCAAUUGUUCGCCAACAAUGGGUUCUGGAAAAUCUCCAACGCUAACUCGCCUUAUGAACGACGUUCAAGAAGAUACAGUAAAAGUAAUUUUAGAUAGGAGAUUCGAUAAAAAUAGCGAUACGGGAAUGUUUGAAUUGAUUUAUAAAGCCAACCAUGUGGCCUUACCUCCCUAUAUAGGCCUUGAUUUAAGUGUUUCCGGCACCAAGGUGUGUCUUCCUGUGUUUAAGACUCCUAGAACAAGUAAGCCAGCCCCUGAAUCACCUAACGAGUCGGCUGAAGAAGAAAAGCCAGAAAAAAGACCAGAAACAAGACCAGAAACUCCUAAAGUCAAACUUAAAUAUCAUAAAGUUAAAAAACCGUCUCCAGCAAUAGAAAAGAUUGAAAAAGUUGACAAGGAUGAAAAAGAAAAAGGAACGAACAAAGAAGAGGAAAAGACGAAAAGACUGAGUGUUAAUUCUGACAAGGAUAAGCAACAGCCAAAACUACUCUCCUCAAAAAGUAUUAUGGAAGCGAGCGAAUCUCAACUCAAAGCGAAGCAAAGGUAUUUGUCCGAAAAGGAGAAAUUUGUCUAUUCCAGUUCAAAAAUUAGUCUGGAAACCUCGGAUUCUCAACUAAAGACAACAAAACAUAAAUUAUUCCUACAGAAUUCUUUUGAUGCAGAUAAAAACAAGGAUAGAGAUAGAGAAUCUCUUUCAUCCAGCUCAAAAAGUUUAGUUGAAUCGGGAGAAGAAAAAUUAAAAAUAGCGAGACAAAAAUUAUUAUUACAUCAUUCAGCAGAUUCUUCAAUUAAACUCACAGACAGUGAUCCUUCUAUGAAAAUAGAUAAAUUACCUAAAAUUCUUCAAUAUACCCAUAGGCAGCAAUUAACAGCUUCAGUAGCAUCUGUCGCUCCCCAACUGGAUCCUGAGUUAAGUAAUUUACAUUUCCAAAGACCGUUUAAAGGAAAAAAGACAAGCUAUUCAAAAGCAAAUGUGAGAAGCUUUACGAAAGAAGGUUCUACUCUAACAGUUAAGAAAAUAGCUCAUAAACGUCGAAAGAAUUAUCAACAGACCAAUCAACAAUAUCAACAUCAUCAGCCGCCUCAUCAGACACAUCAUGAUUUAGAAAUAAAAUCACAUAGGACUAUAUCAUAG
Dimorphilus gyrociliatus is the source of this 3504-nucleotide messenger RNA. The record is from the annotation of a GenBank genome assembly. Lineage: Eukaryota; Metazoa; Annelida; Polychaeta; Dinophilidae.